This is a messenger RNA of Nelumbo nucifera (sacred lotus), 1682 nucleotides long. RefSeq lists its product as uncharacterized. The record is from RefSeq and is a predicted model, not a curated record. Lineage: Eukaryota; Viridiplantae; Streptophyta; Magnoliopsida; Proteales; Nelumbonaceae. Gene Ontology annotation, biological process: protein localization to Golgi apparatus; Golgi to endosome transport; Golgi to plasma membrane protein transport. Gene Ontology annotation, cellular component: Golgi membrane; trans-Golgi network.
AAAGGAUACUUUCAGUCAUUCGCCAUAUUCCCUCCGGGUGUGGUACCAGCAAUGGCGUAUUUGUUUGCUUGUUAAUCCAUUAACUUGAAUGAAACCAUGAGUACGUAGUAUGAUCUAGUGAGGGCGAGACUUAAUACUUCUUCGUGGCAGAUCGCCGGUUCGCGCCUUCAGACUUACGCGGUCAGUUUCUCGUUUCGCCCUCUUGUUCUUACCGUUUCCCUUCUUUUAAUCGCGGUGAUCUGAUUUGGAUCAGAUAAACCCUAAUUGAAUUUGAAACUGCGAGGGCUCUAAUUGUUCAAUUCAUCAGAGUGGGUGCUGAAAUUUGGUGAGAUUGGGGUUGUAGAACGAAGUUACGUGUUCAAUCACAAAAGGCAGGGCAAUUAUUAGUUUUUUGUUUUACUAUUGAUUUGGAAACAUAGAGGUUUUGUUGAUUCAGAAGAUUAGAUCUUGAAAUUUUAAUUCAGGGUGUUUGAUUGCGAGAAGGAGAAAACUGUAAGAAUUGUCUUCUGAAGUUAGGGGAAUUCGGUGGCUUGAGUUCCUUUAUUUCUUUCAGAAAAUUGAAGUUAUGAUUCAAGAUUUUUCUAAACAAUUGCAAUUUCCCCUCAACUAGCAAUCGAUGAAUGGGAUUUGAAUUUUGCCAUUGGAGAAGCGGAUUAGGAGAGUUUUGAAACUUGGAGGGGAUUGAGUCCUUUGAAGAAUUGAAGAAUCUUGGAAUUCAAAAAGAGAUAAAAAUCAUGUUCUAUGGGGCGAUGGUAUGGGAUCCUUGGCUCAUUGUCUCCCAGAUUGUGUGCCUGCAGUGUUUAUACUAUCUUACUCUUGGACUAUUCAUGUUCGUUCUUGUUGGGACUCGUGUGUCUAGAAUGAGCCUAGUCUAUUUCUUUGAUUAUGCUACUCUGACUGCUUCUACAGUCACUGGUUGGUGCGUCAUUUCCUCAUUUCUACUCAGUGCACCUGCAGGGGCUUUUUAUAUAUUUUAUUUGAUUGAGAGAGCUAAAAAGUGCUUAGAUUUUUCGGCCACUGUCUACAUUAUCCAUCUCUUUAUAUGCAUCGCAUAUGGAGGGUGGCCAUCCUCAAUUACAUGGUGGGUUGUAAAUGGUACUGGUCUUGCAGUGAUGGCUUUGCUUGGUGAGUGGUUGUGCAUAAGACGUGAACUACGAGAAAUCCCCAUUCUUACACGAUAUCGUUCAAAUGUUUGACUGACUAGAGAAACUCCACAGGCAAGGGAAUAUGUAGCAGACUAUGUUGCGGACGGAUGAUAAACGCUUCUUUGUUGCUUUGGCGAAAUUUCUGGAUAAGGUUUAUGAAAUAUCAAUUUCAUAACGUGUCUUAAGAAAAGAAUUUUUUGAGUCCUCUUGGCAAAACUCAAGGUUCUACACUCUAUGCUGGCGCUGGUGAAAGGAAACAAAAAUGACACAUUUGGGAGAUUCAAGGUGGAGAAACUGGUCCUGCCUCAAAAGGUUGGUAGUUUUGAGUUAGAGAGUAAUGCCUCAUGUAUAAUGGUGACUGGUUUUAAUAGGGGCUUGUUUUUUCUUAAUUAUUUUUUGUAUUGAAGAGGAGAACAAUAGCCAUUUAAGUAAGUGGUUUACAUUCAUUUUCGUGCACAAUUGAACUCAAGACUUGUACUCCAAAUGUGAAAAUUGGCUUCUUUUCACAAGUGAGAAAUUUGUUUGUUUCUUUAUGUA